This is a messenger RNA of Anguilla anguilla (European eel), 1339 nucleotides long. RefSeq names its product gastricsin-like. Gene Ontology annotation, biological process: proteolysis. The transcript is spliced from 9 exons. Lineage: Eukaryota; Metazoa; Chordata; Actinopteri; Anguilliformes; Anguillidae. The record is from RefSeq and is a predicted model, not a curated record. Gene Ontology annotation, molecular function: aspartic-type endopeptidase activity. Bases 1 to 1167 code for a protein of 388 amino acids.
AUGAAGUGGCUCGUUGUGUUGCUGGCGUGCGCUGCACUCUCCGAGGGGCUCCACAGAGUCCCUCUGAUGAGAUUCAAGUCCAUCAGGGAACAUCUGAGGGAGAAGGGGAUCGUCAUCCCCUACAGCGACCCCGCCCUCAAGUAUGAGCCCUACCGCUCCUUCGCCACGUCCGGCGCCGAGUACAUCAACAACUACGCCGACACCACCUACUACGGGGCGAUCAGCAUCGGGACGCCUCCCCAGUCCUUCCAGGUGCUCUUCGACACUGGCUCCUCCAACCUGUGGGUGGACUCCACGUACUGCAACGACCAGGCCUGCACCGCUCACACGCAGUACAACCCCCAAAGCUCAUCCACCUUCUCCAGCACUAGCCAGACCAUCUACCUGGGCUACGGCGCUGGCAGCCUGUAUGCUGCCCUCGGCUACGACACGCUCAACGUUGCGGGCAUCACCGUCACCAACCAGGAGUUUGCCCUGAGCACCCAGGAACCCAGCCAGCCCUUCCUCUCCGCGCAGUUCGACGGCAUUCUGGGUCUGGCCUACCCCGCCAUCGCCAGCGGCCAGGCCGUGCCUGUGAUGGACACCAUGAUGCAGCAGAACCUGCUUGGGUCCAACAUCUUCGCCUUCUACCUGUCCAGGGAUGCUCAGCAGGGCAGCGAGCUGGCUUUCGGAGAGGUUGACCAAAGCCUGUACCAAGGCCAGAUCUACUGGACCCCCGUCACUGCCCAGACCUACUGGCAAAUUGGUAUCGAUGGGUUCCAGGUGAACGGCCAGGAGUCCGGCUGGUGCAGCCAGGGCUGCCAGGCUAUCGUGGACACCGGCACCUCCCAGCUCACCGCCCCCAGCCAGUUCAUGGGCAGCCUGAUGCAGAGCAUUGGCGCUCAGCAGAACCAGUAUGGAGAGUACGUGGUCGACUGCAGCCAAGUGCAGAGCCUGCCCCCCAUCUCCUUCACCAUGAGCGGAGUGAACUUCCCCCUGCCCGCGUCCGCCUACAUCUCCGUGCAAAACCAGGGCGGAUACCAGGUCUGCGCGGUGGCGAUCAGCUCCACCUACCUGCCCUCUCAGAACGGACAGCCCCUGUGGAUCCUGGGAGAUGUAUUCCUGAGGGAGUACUACUCCGUCUACGACCGCGCCAACAACCGCGUGGGAUUCGCCACCGCCGCCUAAAGCCGACCCGGUUCCGCCCGCCGACCCCGUCCCGACCCGCCCGUCUGCGGGACAGCGCCCUCUCCUUCGCCCCGUUUAAUCUCUCAUUGCAACGGUUCAGAGAUUCGGCUCAAUGGCUUAGAGGUUUUAGAACAAUUAUAUUCACAAAUAAACUGAACUUCCCCUGCUUCUA